UCAAGUAAACCUCCGGUCUGGCAGGUGGCGGUAAUGCCGUUUCACGUUAGCCACCCUUCAUGAAAACAUAAAAGAAGAUCCUGCGCCAAGGGAGUUUAACCCCCAAGAUGGCGUCAACGCAGUUAACGGACGAGGAGCUUUUUUCCCAACUGAAAUGCUUUGGUUUUACUCCAGGGCCAGUUACUGAGAACACUCGUCCGGUGUAUUUGAAGAAAUUGAAGAAGUUUCGUGAAGAGCAAAAACAGAAGGGGUUGAAACAAGGUAAAAACCGUGGCAGCGGGGCCAUUAGCAACACUAGCACUAAGUACUCGGCGGUAACAAGGCCAGUUAGACAUGACGUCACGCACCCGAGCACUAGCCGAAGACCGGGCCGGAAGUCUUCCGUCCUCGGCUUUAGCUCCGACGAGUCUGACGCUGAAAUUCCAAUGAAAAGAAAGGGCCUUGGUCAUUCCGGGGGAGCAAACCCGCGCACUGCUUGCCAACAGCAGCCGAAGAUAAAACCGAAUGAGGCUACUAGGAGAGCGUAUGACGCCGAUGCUUUCCGGGACGGAAAUUCAUCCCCGAUUUCAGACCGACAGAAAAAUGCCUCAUUGAGUUGGGGAGUUGUUGAGAGUUCCAAGCAUUACGAUGAAUCAGGGGAUGAAGAUAACAGUGAUGAAGAACCUAAGAAUUCACACUCUGUAAAUGGUCGUGGGGCGUCUCGCCUGAACAGUGGGAAACAAGCUGGAGAGUACUCAGACUCGGAUGAGGAAGUUGCGGGCCCAGGCGCUAGAGAUCGGCAACGGAAUAGAUUGGAACAUUGCCGCAGCCUUUCAAUCGAGCCGUUCUCUUGCCAUGCAGAUUAUUUGCCCUUUAACGUCAAAGAGAGAAAUACUUUGGUUUAUCCAUCCGGGACUCGAAACAUGAUGAGAAGCCAAGGGGAGGAUGAAAAGCUGGACGAAUCAAAAGGACGGGACUUUAACUCACCGGGAAAUUCUCGGGGCCACAUAUUUCUCAAGAAAUCUUACGUGUCCCACUCUGAGGACCAUAAAGGAAAGGCCGGGGAAAACAACCACGUUUACGAUGAAGACGGAAUACUCAGAAAUAAUAGCACAAGUGCGCUUAGCGGUGGGGUGAGACAGCGCUUUUCUAGCUACGGUAGCCCGUGUCAGAUAUACCGGGGGAACCACGCUAAUCACAUCCCUGCUCCAAACCACUCAAUACUAAAGAAAAAGCUAUCAGUACCUGACGAUGAGUUGCUCUUGCAAUUUAAAAGGGAAGAGCAACCGUCUUCUGGUAGCUUUAGCGCCCAUUACCUGUCCAUGUUCCUACUCACGGCAGCCUGCCUCUUCUUUUUGCUGCUUGGCCUCAUGUACCUUAGAAUGAGGGGCUCUGGAUCUUCUGGAGAUGGCGUAGUUAAGAGCCACCCAUUUGGCAGUGAGUUUGAUUCCCUAUAUGACAAAGAAGAAAAAGAUGUGAUCUUAAAGCUCCUUGUCAGUCUUCACGACCACUUGGCCAUCAUUGCUGGACGGCAUGACUGUGGAGACCAUCAGUAUCCUAACAGGAGUCUAUCCAUAGAGGAAGCUUCUGCAUAUUUACUGGUCCAAAAUCUGGAAUUCAAGAAUCUUCUUCAUACUUCUCUCGAGUGGAUCAUUCGGGCGGACCAGGAUGUUGGAAUAAGGCUGAACGGGCAAGUAGCCGAUGAACCUGUGACUGAUGUGUCUGAGAUCUCUUGGCUAGAGUCUACACAUCCCAGGAUGCCCUUCACAUGCCGCUUCCGCCGAGCCUUACUCACAGUCAUGAGCAAAGUCCUUGUUGUUGCAGUUGUUAUUGGCUUUGUGUGGAGUGUGGUCCGCUACGUAAAAUACAGCUGGAAAAGAGAAGAGGAGGAGACAAGGCAAAUGUACGACAUGGUGGAAAGGAUCAUCGAUGUACUGAGAAACCAUGGUGAGGCUUGCCAAGAAAACAAGGACCUGCAGCCCUACUUGCCAAUUCCACAUGUACGAGAUUCCCUUGUCCAACCACAGGACAGAUGGACCCAGCCUGCCCUCACUUGUGAUAAAUCCAACGCAAUGCCCUCCAAAAUGUGGCAAGGAAAAGCUUUCCCUCUAGACCGGAGGAAUUCACCUCCUAACAGUCUCACUCCCUGUCUGAAGAUAAGAAAUAUGUUUGACCCUAUAAUGGAGGUUGGGGAGAACUGGGAUUUAGCCAUCCAUGAAGCCAUCCUGGAGAAGUGCAAAGACAACGAAGGCAUUGUCCAUAUUGCUGUGGACAAGAACUCACGCGAGGGUUGUGUAUAUGUGAAGUGUCUUACUGCAGAGCACUCUGGAAAAGCUUUUAAAGCCCUUCAUGGCUCCUGGUUUGAUGGUAAGCUGGUGACGGUGAAAUAUCUGCGUUUGGACCGAUACCACCAACGCUUUCCACAGGCGCAGGGCAGCAGCACGCCCCUGAGAGCCUUCAGUCUCCGCCAGAACGUCACAAACGCAGUGAACACCACACCUUCACAGCAGCACCAUGGCUCAGCCAACUCUUCAGGCUUCUCAUAAGAUAACCACUUUCUGUGCAUUAACACUGCUGUACCUUCCCAGCCUCACAGCACUUCUCUGCUGUUGCCCAGUCACUAUUUUACAAAAGGAAAGACUUAAGUUUUUUGUCAAGGGAAAUGUAUGCAAUUUUUCCUCUAGUCUUUUCCAAUACAGCCUAUUUGAAAUCAAAGCUGUUAAGUGGUUGCAGUGUUUUUUCUAUAAUCUUUAUAUUUCAGAUGUUAUGGAAUUAAAAACCAAGUAAAGUUUCUCAUGUAUUUAAGAUGUGUGCAUAGAUUUUGACGUUCCCUCUUUCUAAUCUAUAGUUUAACUAAUGCCACAGUGGAGCUAAUUUGGAUAUUGAAUGGAAAUGGCUGUUAUAUAAUCAGCUAUAGUUCUAUAUGUACACUUUCAGUGCUACACUUGCAUUUCUGAGAACAUAAAUCUACUUUCUGCUCAAACAAACCUAAGUAAAUUGUAUAUAUUAAGUUUACCUUAAGGGCACAUUUCUCAUGCAUUAUAACCAUAGCAACAAGCAUAUUCUUAAGGUAAACACAGAUGUCACAAAAGUACCAUUUUGACAUUCCGGAUGGAAAAAUUAACCUGCAAACCCCUUUGUCUUUUUUAAAUUUUUUAUUUUUAAGUCAUGUACUUGUGUGUCCUUGCAGUGCUUUGAAAAUUAAGCUUGUGAGAAACUUUCAAGAAACAAAUUCCAUUUCAGUCAUCUAAAUCCUUCUCCCAAUUUCUACUCCACUAUAUUGCCAAGUUAUAGUUAAUGCUAUCAUUAAUAAAUUUGUUUACCUCUUUAAACAUGGCUUAUUUUUGUUGUUUGUCCUCAUCUAAUUUAUUUUUCUAUUUUAACUGAUGAUUUUAUGUCGGCACACAGGAAAAAAUCUGAAAUACAGAUGUUGGUUAUUUUCUGUAUAAUUGACUUUUUUUGGGGGGUAAUUGCACCCAGUUGUUUUGGUACAACCUUUUCUUCUUUAAUGCAAACACUUCUAUAUUGAAACAGGCCAGCUAAACUUAUCCUAUGUUUGGAACACUAAUUAUAACACAUCCCAUGCACUGUAUGGGAUUAUUACACAUGUAUAUAGACUUAGACUCAACUUUAUUUAUC
This is a messenger RNA of Menidia menidia (Atlantic silverside), 3618 nucleotides long. Lineage: Eukaryota; Metazoa; Chordata; Actinopteri; Atheriniformes; Atherinopsidae. The record is from the annotation of a GenBank genome assembly.